Schistocerca americana (American grasshopper) is the source of this 3337-nucleotide messenger RNA. RefSeq lists its product as uncharacterized. The transcript has 2 exons. NCBI's taxonomy places the organism in Eukaryota, Metazoa, Arthropoda, Insecta, Orthoptera, Acrididae. The coding region runs from base 101 to 952 and encodes 283 amino acids. The record is from RefSeq and is a predicted model, not a curated record.
AUGUCAGUCUGGUGUGUAGUGGUGGUGUACCUCGGAAUGAAAUUGUAAUAGACGUAAUCGAAAGUUUGUCUGUCGUGAGUUAUUGCUGUAAAUUAACAGAAUGCUGGUGCGUGACAGGAUUUUUCGUGUUCUGAUAUUUCUAAAAUUGUGUUGUUUAGUAUGUUGCUAUAAAUCGGACAUUAUGAUCACUGAUGAGGGUAUUGUUACGCGCGAUCAAAAUUCAAUAUUGAAAGUUAAUAGAAGCAAUGGAAUUUCACGAAAUGUGGAUAAUUUGCUGAACGAGUGUGAAGACUACUGGGUUUGCUUUACAUAUAGAAUGUUAAAUAAUAUAAGCGAUAUAAUGAAGACAAAUAAUUUUCAUUUGACAGAAAGUAUUUCCUUAAAUCGUAUACCGGUACACAGAAACAAAAUGGAGAAUGAAAUUAUGUCUGUUUACGACGAACAGAAAAAGUUAAUAGCAAGUGCAGGUAAAGGCUAUGGACAGCUGACGGCGGCCCUUAUAAACAGUACACUAAAACUUUUUAGAACACAUUUUUUAACGUGGAACGUACUACCUGGAGUGAGUCUUAGGGUUUACCGAAACCUGGAACAUGAUGGUGCUUGGGACGCUGCAGUGGAACUUCAAGAAAGCAAACAAGGAAGUCGGACGUUCGGAGCACGACGUAGGAUUAUGAUGGCUCUACUGCCCAUGAUGUACAAGAUGGGAGUUAUGACAACAAUGCUUGGUGGCCUCAUAAUUCUGGCACUUAAGGGCCUCACAAUUGGUGUCAUUCUACUCCUGCUUGGAUUUGGAAACUUCUUCCAUAAAUUUAAGAGUCAGGGACCUCCUUGGUAUCCUCAUCACCCAACCGAUAUCCAUGUUCAUGUCCAUACAGAUGGACAUAAACAAGCAUAUAGUGGCUGGCACUAUGGCCCUGUGUCAGCAGAUCAUUCAGAAGUGUACGGAGAAUAACUUUCUUAUGUCGAAAAGUGAUGCCAUGUGAGCGACUUUAAACAAAGUUUGAAAAAAAAAAUAUUAGUGUCUCGUGGAGGACUCAGGUUUUUCCUAGGAAAGAAACAUAUGCAUUAUCAGUUGACAAAUAUCAAGUAAGUCACAUGUACUUAUCAUAAAUGGACGCCUUGAUACUGAUGUAUUCAUGUACAUUUUAUCAAUCUUAUGAGUGUUUGAUGUUUGACAUUUGUUUGAUGAUCGUGGAUUUUGUUUAAAAUGUAUUACAUUUGCAAUUUGAAUAUAAUUAAAUGUGACUGUAUGUAUGUGACUUUCAGCAUUUUACCUGUGGGUUUCAAGAGACAGGUUUUGUUGAAAAACAUUUAUCCAGCAUUCAUUUACUAUCCACCUCAUAUUUGGUUGUCUUUCAGAGGUAAAUCUGUUUCUGAGGCAGUUGUUCAUACUAAUAAGGGGAGAAGUGCACUAUUUGUUUCAGCCAGGAACUUAACUCUGAAACUGCUAAGAGGAGCAUCUGUUGAAUGAACUGAGUAACAAAAAUAGUAUCCAAUAAAGAAAAAACAUCUUUAAAAAGUCCUCAGAUACAUUGUCACUGUAGUUCUCUAUGGUAUUUCAUUUGUAUAUUUAUAUACACAUUGCAGUUAAUGUGACAACCAGUAGUUUUGUGUGUAUGUACAUGUAAUUUAGAUGUUGCUUUGCAUGGUGCUGUAACUGGGAUUGUUGCAUUCAUCUUGUGCACACAAGAAACUGGUGUUGCUCUCAUACUGUAAACUACUUAAUAAGAGUGUCACAACUAAUUUUAUUUAAAUGUACUGUUCAUUUCUGAUAAGUUGUCUGUACUAGUCAUACUUGUAAGUAUAAAGAGCUUCAACAUAGAAUCAGCUUUGUGGUGCUGCAGAUGUGAUUUUUAUAUAUAUCCCUGUUCUCACUUCACAUGUAAUGAAGCUCUAGGUGUCUUGUUAUCAUCAAAUGAAGACUUUGGUACAUAAUUCUAUUAUGCAUUGUAUUACAGUUAUGAACUGUGAUUCGGAUUUACAUAAUAAUGUAAAUAAGUUAUCUAUUUAUUUAUUUAUUUACGCAAUUAAUUUUCAAGUGCAAACUCUUAUACAAAGGGAAAAACACUAUUGAGGAACGCCUACAUGUUCAAGUUUUUGAACAAGAUUUAUUUUUCCUUUUGUUUAUGAAGUUUUAAGAAGUUUCAGGCUUUAAUGAAUGUGCUGUGAAACAGCAUUUCUUUGCAGAUUUUAAACCAGAAUUAUGCAGAUGAACAAUGUAACAAUAAUACAGGCCAACAAAAAUACUUUCAUUACUUUUUGUGGGUGUUGGACACUUAAUCCCUAUCCUUAGUACUUUUAUUUAUUUAUUUAUUUAUUUAUUUAUCUUUUUUCCAGUCACUUCCUGUUUAUCACAAUAUGAUUUCAUUAUAAACUAGAACAUUAGUAAGACAUAUAUAACUGGAAUGAGAAGUAACUUAAUUUUUAAAUAUGAACCAAGACUGAAGUCUAAAUAAAUACAGCCUAAGUGGGGAAAUGUUACUUUCACAUCUUUAUUAGAUACAAAUGUUGUGUCCAUUGGAUUAUAUUUACUUCCUCUCUUCUCGUUAAAGCAUCUGAUACAGCAUUUUCUCUGGUGAAUUAGCCAUUGUACAGCUCUGUGAAGUGAAAAUCAGUAGUCUCCUGCAUUACUGGUAUUGCUGAGUCUCUGAUGCCAUCAUUCUGUAACUUCGAAAUUUUAAUGAAAGCGCUCCCUUUGUUUCUCACUGAUACCACACAAAUUAAUAGAUGACUGCUCAAAAAGAGAAUCUUGAUGAUUGUCAAACAGCUUAACUUUUUAAACUUUUCCACCAUGUUGGCUACAACUGAAAGAUAGUGUGGAUCCUGUUUGUUGCUUAAGCUCUUAGUAAAAAUCUCCUUGAAUGAUACUCCAACAUCUUUUUUUGAAUAUGUGGUCCAACAAACACACAUUCUUCCAAUUUAGCUUUGGAUAGAUGAAGAGGUGCCUUCCAAUCUUUGGGUAUGGCUUUCACAAACUGUUUCAUUAAACACAAACUUAAGGUAUAGAGGUAGAAAUAAGAUUUUUUGCGUCCAUGAGGUUCUCACAGAAAAAAUUAAUGAAGAGCCAAAGAGCUUUUCGUAGUAGUUACAGUAUAUAUUAACAUGUGUAACGACUACCGCUGAAAUUUCAACUUCCAGUUAUUUCUAAUUGAAAUGGUAUAUGAAGUAAAUAUAUCAUUAAAAUUGAUAAAAUGCAUGUUCUAGUAAUGAGUGUUAAGUGUAAAAACCAAAUGAUGGGUGAGAUGCCUUUUUUCGUAUUAUACUAGAAUUCAACUCAGUAAAAGCCUUGAGAAUAAGCAACUUUUUUAUAUAAUUUUUUUUUAUUUGUAGGCCUGUG